AUGACCGAUUCGGAAACAUCAGCGGCUGCUAUUGCCGCAAAUCAACAAACUAAUUCGUCAACGGUAUUAGUGACAACUUCGUCGUCGUCAUCUUCAUCUCCAAAUAAAAAAACAGAAAAAAAGAAGAAUCCUCGAUCGAAACCUACACAUCCUCCAACAUCCGAAAUGGUUAAUAACGCUAUUAAGGGAUUGAAAGAACGAGGUGGAUCGUCAGUUCAAGCGAUAAAAAAAUAUAUAGCAGCCAAUUAUAAAGUGGAUGCUGAAAAAGUAGCACCAUUUAUAAAGAAGUAUCUGAAAUCUGCGGUUAUUUCGGGUGCUCUUGUUCAAACCAAGGGUAAAGGCGCAUCAGGUUCAUUUAAAUUAUCAGCAGCUGCUGCAGCAUCAGCAUCGGCCGGAGGAGCAACUUCUAAUAGCGGUUCAAAUGUAAAAUCGAAACGGAAAAUUACAGCUGGUGAUAAGAAAAAGAAACCAGCAUCGAAAAUUAAAAGAUCAAGUGCACCAACUGCUUCACUAAAAGGUUCUACUACAGCUGGUAGUAAGGCAAAAUCUACGAAAAAAUCAACAUCAACUUCAAAGGUAGCAGGUGCGGCGGCGGGGGCGGGAGCAGCGUCCGCUGUGUCUACAUCAUCAAAACGAUCAGCAAUAAUAAUAACAACCGCUGAUAAAAAUAGAAGUAGAAAAACUGCAGCCGAAAAGAAAAUUAGUAGACAAUCAGGUGGUAUCGGUGGUGGCUCAAUGACUUCAAUUCCUUCAUCGCCUACUAAAAUAAAAGCAACUUCAAAAGCAAAAAAAUCGAAUAAACCUGGACCAACGAAAAAACCAAAGGCACCGAAACCUAAAACAGCAAAAUCGCCAGGAACAUCAGUUUCAUCAAAGGCUAAAAAAACUACAUCGGUAUCAUCGACAUCACCUAAAAAGAAAACGGUUAAAUAA
Messenger RNA from Phymastichus coffea, 933 nucleotides. RefSeq names its product histone H1.1-like. The record is from RefSeq and is a predicted model, not a curated record. Gene Ontology annotation, biological process: nucleosome assembly; negative regulation of DNA recombination; chromosome condensation. Bases 1 to 933 code for a protein of 310 amino acids. Gene Ontology annotation, cellular component: nucleosome; nucleus. NCBI's taxonomy places the organism in Eukaryota, Metazoa, Arthropoda, Insecta, Hymenoptera, Eulophidae. Gene Ontology annotation, molecular function: nucleosomal DNA binding; structural constituent of chromatin; double-stranded DNA binding. The transcript has a single exon.